Telopea speciosissima is the source of this 1613-nucleotide messenger RNA. RefSeq names its product thylakoidal processing peptidase 1, chloroplastic-like. Gene Ontology annotation, molecular function: serine-type endopeptidase activity. Gene Ontology annotation, biological process: thylakoid membrane organization. Bases 265 to 1407 code for a protein of 380 amino acids. The record is from RefSeq and is a predicted model, not a curated record. Gene Ontology annotation, cellular component: chloroplast thylakoid membrane. The transcript has 6 exons. Lineage: Eukaryota; Viridiplantae; Streptophyta; Magnoliopsida; Proteales; Proteaceae.
UGGCUUUCUUAUACUUUUUCGUUGUUCCCAAUUCUCUAUUUCCUGAUUUUGGUUUUUGGAAUACCAUUUUUUUCUGUUGAUCAUCAUUUCCGAUCUUCUAAUUAGUUAGCCUUUCACAGUUCAAUUCAACCCUUCCGUUUCCAAUUCACUUAUUUUUUCCGUCGUAAUGGCUUAUCUUUAAUUCCGGGCUUCCGGUUGUUUAGAUCUUCGAUCACCAAAACCACACUGUACCUAAUCUUUUUUAGAUUGCUCAAGGUUGCAGUUAUGGCGAUCAGAAUGACUGUCAGUUACUCCGGCUACGUCGCCUCAUCCGCCGGAAAUAGGGUAGGAAAUUGCCGGCUGUUUCAUGACUGCUGUGUACGAUCUCUGAUCGUUACCAAUCAGAAGCCUGAAGUUCAUUCCGCUGCUUCUGCUGCGAGGAACUACCAGGCUGAUUUCGUGAAAUCCAAGGCGAGACGCUGGUCUAAGCCUUCGGUGUGCUCGUAUAGUUCGCUUGCCGGCGAAAUUCUUAACGAUAACCGCCGAUCUCCUUUAGUUGUGGGUUUGAUUUCGAUGAUUAAGUCGUCGGCCUGCGUUUCCGGGACUUACAGUACAGGGAUUUUUGGGAUUUCAUCCUCGUCAAUGCUUGGAUUUAAAUCAUCUUCGUUGUUUCCCUUUUUUCAGGGGACCAAAUGGUUACCCUGCAAUGAAUUCUUUCAGGAUCCUGCCACCAAUGACGUGGAUAAAGGUGGAACACAUUGCUGGGAAUCUUGUGAUGGCGAAGAUAAUAAGUUGGACUCUAAAAAAUUAUCAAGAGGUUUAAGUAAAAAUUCUGUUGAGAGCAGCAGGUGGCUUUCUCGGAUGAUGAAUUCUUGUUCUGAGGAUGCUAAGGCUGUGUUUACAGCGUUGACUGUUUCGUUUCUAUUCCGGUCUUCCUUGGCGGAACCAAGAUCAAUUCCAUCACGUUCCAUGUAUCCAACUCUCAAUGUUGGGGACCGAAUCUUAGCUGAGAAGGUUUCAUAUUUGUUCAGAAAGCCUGAUGUUGCAGAUAUUGUGAUCUUCAAGGCUCCUCCUAUCCUUCAGGAAAAUGGUUUCAGUUCAGGUGAUGUGUUCAUCAAAAGAAUUGUAGCCAAGGAAGGAGACUUUGUCGAGGUCCAUGAUGGAAAAUUGGUAGUCAAUGGUGUUGUCCAAGAUGAAGAUUUCGUAUUAGAACCGCUUGCUUAUGAAAUGGACCCAGUGCUCGUUCCUGAAGGUUAUGUGUUUGUGAUGGGUGACAAUCGCAAUAACAGUUUUGAUUCCCAUAAUUGGGGUCCUCUUCCUAUAAAAAACAUUGUGGGUAGAUCGGUGCUUCGCUACUGGCCGCCUCCAAAAAUUUCCAGCACUAAUUAUAGACCUCCUGCGGAGCAGAAUACUGUGGGAGUUUCUUGAGCCAUGAUCCUUUUCUUCUGUUACGGUGGAAGUAUUUUGAUACCAUGCAAACUCUUAGGAAAGAGUCUGCAAUCACUUCGUCCAAAAAAGGACUUAGCCAUUCUUUUGGACUACAGAUUUUGUGCUUCAUGAUUUGGGUUACGGUUUAAUGCAAUGUGUGUUAUCUCCAUUUGUUAUUUCAAGUACAUGUCAUUUGAGACAACAUC